Molecule: messenger RNA, 1704 nt
Organism: Physella acuta
Lineage: Eukaryota; Metazoa; Mollusca; Gastropoda; Physidae
Product: membrane metallo-endopeptidase-like 1
Biological process (GO): protein processing
Cellular component (GO): plasma membrane
Molecular function (GO): metalloendopeptidase activity
Source: RefSeq, a predicted model, not a curated record
AUGGAGAUAGAGAGUGACCCUGAAGAUACGGACGUACAAGAGACCACAAAUUUUCCUUCUGACCUGGGUCUGACGAUGGACCAGGAAUACUUGACGAUUCUACCAGACCCACCUUCUGAGAGGAACCACCACGACAAUCCCCAGAUGAUUAACGAUGACGUUUUUGUCGAUGCUUAUAAGUUGAACAACGCGGCCAAAUCGGACGUAGACUCGUUGGACGAUGACCGAAAAGUAUACUCCGAAAUAUUGGCCAGUGACCACACCUUGGCCAAUGACCACACCUUGGCCAAUGACCACACCUUGGACCCUCAGAAGUUGGCCAGUGCCAGAAGUCUAGAACCGACGUACCGGUACAAAAAGUUCAUGUACGAGACGGCCAACUUCCCCCACCCGCCAUCUGUUGGAGAAAACACGAGCACAAAAGAUGAGUACAUGAAAUACAUGCUCGACAAAACAAACUUCCCCGUCUACCACACGGAGGGCAGGAGGAGUAGGAGAAACUUUUCCGGUGACGUCAUAGAAUCCGACAUGUUUAACCAAAUAAGCUUCACUAGAGAACGAUGCUGUCUACAAACCCUGUGUGAAAAAAUUCUCCUCUUCCUGUUGCUGUUGUCCCUAGCAGCGUUGGUUGCUGUUGUCGUGACGCUGAUUGUUAUGAAGACGUCUCAGUACAAGUACGGAAGUUUCAUGGCUCAAGCCGGAUGUGCCAAUGGCGUUAUGGAUAUGACAACCCCAAGUACUAGCACCCAAAAUCCAACGGCACCCCAGCAAAAUGCUGAAGCACCUAUCACUAAACAAGAUAUUUGUUUGUCGACGGACUGCGUGGAGGCAGCUGCCCGAAUCAAUCAGGCCAUCGAUUACACCGUGGCACCGUGUGACGACUUCUACCAGUUCGCCUGUGGUCGCUGGCUCAAGACCAACGUCCUUCCUGACGACAAGUUCAGCUCAACAACCCUCGACCGCCUCGUGUCGGAGGUGGAGAUUAUCAUCAAAAAUUUGCUUGAAGAGCCUUACAGACCAACGGACACCAGUAGCAUGAAAAAGGCCAAAGAUUUCUAUGCUUCAUGUAUGAAGACAGAUGUAAUCACCGCCCGGGGUGUCAAACCUCUGCUAGCCCUAAUGUCCAGCCUAAUGGGAGGGUCACCUUUGACCAACGCCACCUGGAGUGAGACGACCUUUGACUUUGAUGAGGCCCUGUAUAAUGUGAACCUGUACAGCAGCUUCCUGGUUGUGGCAGCCUACGCCAGCAAUGGUCCGCUCAACAUAUCCCGUCAGAUGAUCAUUAUCGACCAGCCUAGCCUGUCCCUGCCCUCUAGAGAGUACUACCUGCUGGGACGGACCAGCGCCCCCCUUGUUGCUCUAGAGAACAUGUUCUACGGCUUCAGCAGACUGAUGGGGUUGGCAGACGACAGCACGGCCCGAGCAGACAUCGCUGAUGUCGUCACAUUUGAGGUCCAGCUGGCAAACAUCUCAAUGACAGCCCUAGAGAGACGUGACGCCUACAACCUGAUCAACCCGACAACCCUGGGAAAACUUCAGGAGAAAUAUGGCCAGAUCCUAAACUGGACAAGAUACUUCCAGAAGACGCUGAGUGACCCAUGUAUUGGCAUCACGGAUGUAGGAGCAGACGAAGAGGUCAACAUCCGGGCCAUCAAAUAUCUGGACAAGCUGGUUGUGUUGAUGAACCAGACGUCAAGAAGUUAA